AUGACCAAAGGACGAAAUGAUCAGAGAACUGAAGGACGUAAGGACGAAAAGUCGAUAACACGGAAGGACGAUAACACGAAAAGACGAUUGGACGAAAGGAUGAUAACACGAAAAGACGAUAAGACGAAAGGACAAAAGGACGAAAGAACGAAAGGACUAAAGGACGAAACAAAGGACCAAAGGACGAAAAAACGAAAGGACGAUAGGAUAAAAGAGCGAAAGGACGAAAGGAUGAUAUACACGAAAGGACGAUCGGACGAAAGAGCGAAAGGAAUUAAGGACGAAGAAAAAAACGAAAUUAGGAAGGAAUGUAAGGAGAAAAGGCCGAAUGGACGACAGGAUGAAGGGACGAAAAAGCGUGAGGGCUCCAGGUUGUUAGGGCGUAAGGACGAAAGGACGACAGUACAACAGAACGAAAGAAUGAAAGGACGAAACAAUCUAAGAAUGCAAGUUCUUUAG
Molecule: messenger RNA, 459 nt
Organism: Zophobas morio
Lineage: Eukaryota; Metazoa; Arthropoda; Insecta; Coleoptera; Tenebrionidae
Product: protein PIF-like
Exons: 3
Coding region: 1-459 (152 amino acids)
Source: RefSeq, a predicted model, not a curated record